This is a messenger RNA of Ostrinia furnacalis (Asian corn borer), 2776 nucleotides long. RefSeq names its product semaphorin-2A. Gene Ontology annotation, biological process: positive regulation of cell migration; neural crest cell migration; negative chemotaxis. The record is from RefSeq and is a predicted model, not a curated record. Gene Ontology annotation, cellular component: plasma membrane. The transcript is spliced from 14 exons. Lineage: Eukaryota; Metazoa; Arthropoda; Insecta; Lepidoptera; Crambidae. Bases 411 to 2546 code for a protein of 711 amino acids. Gene Ontology annotation, molecular function: semaphorin receptor binding; chemorepellent activity.
CGCUUCGUUUUCAGUUCCCAACGCUGCGAUGCCGGUGGCGCACGUCUCGCCGGUCGCCCGCCGACCACUCUACGUAGCGUCGAUCGCGCCGAUACUUUUCCAACUAAUAAAUCAGGCGAGCCGAACGAAGUAACCUCACGGACAGAUUAUACAUCGAUAUGAGAUAACAAGCGAGUUCCCACUGCGGUGAUUAAUCGCCAAAGUCCGUUCAACUCGAAUGAUUCGAGCGUAAUCUUCGGUUUGGUUUUAGAAGCGGGUAACGUAAACAGAUAAACAUUGUUGAAGUUUUCCGGAACGGUUUGUUGAUGUUGGGCUUAGUAGUAUAGGGUGCAUUGUAUGGAUUGUUAUGCGAUAAUGCGUGUCGGGUGUUUCGAUUCGAGGUAGUCGAGUCAGUGUGUGCCGGGUUGAGGAUGCGGGGCCAGUGGACGGCGGCGCUGGUGUGGGCGGCGCUGGCGGCGGCGCUGGCGGACUCCUGGACGGCCUUCCAGGAGCAGCCGUGCUGCCGGCCGGUGUCCCACCACCGCGUCAGGCACCACCGAGAUAACAUACGAGAGUUUUCUUGCGGCAACCUCUUCUACCGCACUCUGUACAUGAACGAAGAUAGAAAUAUAUUAUAUGUUGGUGCUAUGGACCGAGUGUUCAAACUGAACAUGACCGAUAUUAGUCAGUCCCAUUGUGAGAGGGACGCAUUGCUACUAGAAGCUAGUAACGUGGCUCGGUGCGUGAGUAAAGGCAAAUCCGAGCCGUUUGAAUGUCGGAAUCACAUCCGCGUGCUUCAGCCUAUUGGAGACGGCGAGCGGCUCUACAUCUGCGGUACCAACGCGCACAGCCCAAAGGACUGGGUGGUCUAUUUAAACUUAACACAUCUGCCACGCCACGAAUACAUCCCAGGCGUGGGCCUAGGCGUCGCAAAGUGUCCAUACGACCCAGCAGACAACAGCACAGCAGUUUGGGUCACAGAAGGCAACCCUGGAGGACUACCAGCCAUCUACGCCGGGACCAACGCGGAGUUUACAAAAGCCGACCCAGUCAUAUUUAGAAAUGACCUGUUUGACUUCAGAACAGGACAGAAAAAGUUUAACUUUAAAAGAACACUGAAAUAUGACUCAAAGUGGCUCGAUAAAACCAACUUUGUCGGGUCAUUUGAUGUCGGGGAGUAUGUUUUGUUCUUCUUUCGAGAAACGGCAGUGGAGUUUAUGAACUGUGGCAAAGCAGUGUAUUCUAGAGUGGCCAGGGUCUGCAAGCACGAUACCGGCGGCAAACACAUACUUAGCCAGAACUGGGCCACCUAUCUUAAAGCCAGACUUAACUGCAGCAUUCCAGGAGAAUUUCCUUUCUAUUUCGACGAAAUACAGAGCGUGUACCAAAUGCCGGGGGAUCCGACUAAGUUUUAUGCGGCAUUUACGACGGGCGCCAGCGACGGACUAGUGGGCUCUGCUAUAUGCACGUACACCAUGGAUGACAUACAAGAAGCCUUCAGCGGACGCUUUAAAGAACAGGCGACGUCAAGUUCCGCAUGGCUGCCGGUGCUGCGCGCGCGCGUGCCCGAGCCGCGGCCCGGCACGUGCGUCAACAACACCGAAGCGCUGCCAGACAACGUGCUCAACUUCAUCAGGUCUCACCCGUUGAUGGACUCCGCCGUGAGACACGAAGGAGAUGCGCCAGCCUUCUACAAGAGGGACCUAGUGUUAACCACCCUGGUGGUAGAUCGACAGUUUGUCGACAUGCUUGGGGACGACAUAACCUACACCGUGUUUUAUGCCGGCACCAGCGCGGGCGAAGUGUACAAAAUAGUGCAGUGGGCGGGCGGCGGGUCGCGCGUGGCUGACGUGUGGCGCGCGGCCGGCUCGGAGCCCGUGCGCGCGCUCGCGCUAUCUCGUCGUGCGCACGCGCUUUAUCUUGCGACCGACUACCGCCUGAGGCAGUUGCCUUUGCGCGUCUGCGCUCAUCGGUAUGACAGCUGUGUACGCUGCGUCCUCGACCCUUACUGCGGUUGGGACAAAGAGGCAGGCCUUUGCCGGCCCUACGCGCCAGGCCUCCUCCACGACGCCACCAACUCCACGCCUUCUAUCUGCGAGGCCUCCGCCCCCCUCCGGACUGUGAGGGCUGGUUAUGGACAAAGUGUCCACCUGGCUGCCUUCGUCAAGACACCAGAGGCCUUGAAGGACCAGGUAGUGGUCUGGUACCACCACUCUAGAGAGAAAGGGCGAUAUAGGAUUAAUUUUAACUGGGAGCGUGUGCUCCAGACUUCGGAGCGCGGGCUGGUGCUUCUGUCGGUGACGGACGCCGACCGCGGGCGCUACGAGUGCUAUUACGGGCCCACGCUCACCGCCUCCUACAAUCUGGACAUCGAUGUCCACAGAUGUACACAGCCCAGCAAAACACAAGAGUACAAGCAAGUGUAUUCGGAUUGGUGUCACGAGUUUGAAAAAUACAAAAGCGCGAUGAAAGCUUGGGAGUCUAGACAAAUGCAAUGCUCCAAAAACCUGAACGCAUCGAGCCAGCAAAACAGCAUGGCGAACGAGAUCGUCGCGUCGCUGCGGUGAUAGGCCCUCUAGUGAUUAAUGAACGAUUACGCCGACGUGAACUAGCCGAUGCGCCCCAACCAGGAUGACAGAUGCCCCUAUCGCCAGACUAUGCCACUCACUUAUCUGCAAUCAGCAAAUACAAGGCUUGGAAAUGCGUUUUCGUAGAUUGUUAUAGAAGGCAAAAUGCAAUGCUUCUACAUUUAUGGGUGACUAGCUUUCCGCCCGCGGCUUCGCCCGCGUGGAAUUUU